AGAGCGCGCUCCUGAUUCUACUCGGAGUGAGGAGAGAGAGAAACUCGCAGAGAGAGACAGAGCUUUAGAGAGAGAAACUCGUAGAGAGAGAGAGAGAGAGAGAAGGGGGGGAGUACUACUACUAGUAGCUGUUGGGAGUAAUCGGCGGCGUGUCGUCGACUCUCUUUCUUUCUCUCUCUUUCUCUCUCUCCACUCCUCGUCGUGGAGUUCGAGUUUUCUCUCUCUUCCUCGCCCUACCAAUCGAUCCUCGUGUUCUUGAUCGCCGUGCCCACUCGAUCGCCCCCCGUCUCUGUUUCCUCGCCCUUUUCCUCGGUUUCUCCGAUCGCCUCUCUCCCUCUCUCUCUCUCCACUGGGGAAAGAAGAAGAAAAGGAGCGAUCUUGAGGUCAUCUCGGAAGGAAAAGGAGAGGAAGAAAGGAAGGAUUUUGCGGUCAUCCUGGAACGAAGAAUCUCUCCUUUACAGGCUAAUAAAGAUCUAUUUUCAGCAUGGCUGAUGAACAAAUAGGUGAACAGGCAGUGCCAUCCGGCAUAUUGACUGGCUUGAAGUUUGACCUAAUGACUGGUGAUGAUAUUGAAAAGUUAAGCAACGCGAGCAUCGUAGAAGCGAAUGAUCUGACAAAUGCUAAGUUGGGGUUGCCAAAUGCGUUGUCUCAAUGUGCAACAUGUGGAUCCAAAAAUUUGAGGGGGUGUGAUGGUCACUUUGGUGCAAUCAAGUUGCCAGCAAUAAUUUAUCAUCCUUAUUUUGUUGGAGAAAUUGUUCAGAUUUUGAAUCAGAUUUGUCCCGGAUGCUUGUCUGUUAAACAAGAUCAAGAAGCGAAGGGUUCUUCUAUGUUAGAAGCUACUGAAAAGUUUGUGGAAAGUGAUCUUUUAAUUCUGAAGGCCCUUGAAAAGAACCUUGGUGGGUUACAGAAAAAAUUGUUAAAGAUUUGCAAAUCGAAACUGUUAUUAUCUGGUAUUCUAGCUCGCGGCAGUAAAGUUCGCAUCUGCUACCUUAAAAAGCGUGUGAAGUUUCGAAAGAGAUGGGCAAGGACGGACAAGCAAUCAAGUUGCAAAUUUUGUGCGAGUACUCCUAACAACAGGUACCCCUCCGUGAGGUUCAAGAUCUCAUCCAAAGACAUGGUAGGAAAACGAAAUCUUUCAAUUGUUGCAGAAGUUAACGAAAAGCUUCCUAAGAAAUUCCAGAAUAAAAGUAUGGAUGAAGUAUUGCCUCAAGAUUACUGGGAUUUCAUUCCAAUGGAUCAACAACAACGACAGUUAAAAACAAGCAGAAUAACACUCUCUCCUCACCAGGCAUUUCAUCUUUUGAAACAACUUGAUCCAGAAUUUCUCAAGCAGUUCGUACCGAGGCGGGAGUUGCUUUUCCUUUCUUCUCUCCCAGUUACUGCUAAUAGUCAUCGUGCGAUGGAAACAUCUCAUCCACAUGCUGAUGGCCCACAAUUAUCUUUUCGGGAUGAACGGACUAAGGCUUACAAAAAGGUGGUUGAAGUAAGCCGGAGAAUUGAUGAGUUUCGUCAGCAUCCUCAGUUCAGAGCUUUUGCAAGCUCCUACGUCUCGAACCGAGUGAUGGACUGCCUAAAUGCGUCGAAGCUUCACUCUAGUACUUCAAAUGGAGAGCCGAUUUCUUCGGGAGUAUCUGGAUUGAAAUGGCUGAAAGAAGUCAUCCUUAGCAAAAGGAGUGAUUAUGCAUUCCGAUUGGUCAUGGUUGGCGAUCCAAAGAUAAAACUAGAUGAAAUCGGCAUUCCACUAAGUUUAGCAGAAAACCUCCUUAUAAGCGAUCAUGUCAACUCGUACAAUUUGGAAAAGCUGAACACUAGUUGCAAUUUGCAUCUCCUUAACAAAGAGGAACUCCAUGCACGGAGAGAUGGGCAGCUUAUUUCUGUGCGAAAGCCAGACCAACUUCAAAUUGGUGAUAUAUUUUAUCGGCCUUUGGAAAAUGGUGAUCUUAUUUUGAUCAACCGGCCUCCUUCAGUUCAUCAGCAUUCCCUUAUUGCAUUGUCCGUGAAAGUACUACCGAUCCAUUUUGCCAUUUCUAUAAAUCCUUUAUGCUGUGCUCCUUUACUGGGGGAUUUUGACGGAGACUGUCUACAUGGUUAUAUUCCGCAGUCAAUCCCCUCCAGAGUAGAGCUUAGAGAGCUUGUUGGUUUAGAUCAACAGCUCUUGAACUCACAAGAUGGUAGAAGUUUGGUUUCCUUGAGCCAUGAUAGCUUAGUCGCCGCAUAUUUACUGACAGGGACUGAUGUUUUCUUAAGUAAGUACGAAAUGCAGCACCUCGAAAUGCUGUGUCCUUCUCAUAUGCCAUUUCCCUCAAUAAUCAAAUAUCCCAAUUUCGGUUCUCCUCUGUGGACCGGCCAGCAACUAUUUGGCAUGCUUCUUCCACCUGGAAUUGAUUUCAGUGUAGAUUCAAAAAAGUUACAUAUCAUUGAUGGUGAAGUCCUUUCCUCUCCACAGAUGUCCUUUUGGCUACAGAGCAGUACAUCUAGUAUUUUCUCCACCAUGUUCAAAUCCUAUGGGAGGAGGGCUCUUGAUUUUCUCUGUUCUGCUCAGGAACUCCUUUGCGAAUAUCUAACAAUGAGAGGAUUGAGUGUGUCGCUUUCAGAUCUAUACUUAGCUUCGGAUUUUUACUCACGAACAAAGAUGACCGAGGAAGUGAACUUUGGGUUGGAUGAGGCAGAGGAUGCCUGUAGAGUAAAGCAGCUAUUGUUGGAUCCUCGAAUCGAAUUUCUCUUAAGUAGCCUAGAUGAAUGCGAAGAUUCAUCAUAUUCUGUCAGCCAUUACCAUUUUCUAUCGAACAAUCUACAAAUUAGGAAGGCUUCUAUUGCUGCAUUUAAGGAUGUCUUUAGUGAUAUUCAAAGGACAGUAUAUCACUAUGUAAGCAAGGAUAAUUCAAUGUUGUCAAUGAUACAAUCUGGAAGCAAGGGCAGCUUGUCGAAACUUGCCCAGCAAAGUUUAUGUUUAGGCCUACAACUCUCAGCAAGCACGUUUCCUUUUAGGAUCCCUCAACAGCUUUCUUGCAGCUGGUGGAAUAAGCAGAAGGCAUUGGAGUGUGGAGAUCAGGAUGCUAUUCGAUGUGAAGAACGGCGUAACUUUUAUGCUGUGAUUAGAAGUUCUUUUCUCCAGGGAUUAAACCCAUUAGAGUGUUUUCUUCAUGCGAUAUCAGGUCGUGCAAAUUUCUUUGGUGAGAAUGCUGAGAUUCCUGGAACGUUGACACGGAAACUCUCAUUUUACUUGAGAGAUCUCUAUGUUGCUUAUGAUGGAACAGUUAGAAGUGCUUAUGGGCAGCAAAUAGUGCAAUUCUCUUAUGAUAUAUCUGAUGAGAUAUUCCAUGAAGAUGCCCAUUCUCGUAUUAUAUCUAAUGACCACAUAGUGGAAAAAUAUAAUGGACUAGGUGCUCCUGUAGGUUCUUGGGCUGCAAGCUCCAUUUCAGAAGCAGCAUAUGGAGGUCUUGAACAUCCAGUGAAUAGUUUAGAGGACUCCCCUCUCAUGAAGUUAAAGGAGAUAUUAGAAUGUGGUAAGCGCCGAACUUAUGGAGACCAUGCUGGAAUACUUGUUUUAUCUAAAGGACUACAAAGAUAUCGAUAUGGCUUCGAAUAUGGAGCCUUGGAAGUUAAGAAUCAUCUCGAGAUAACUCUGUUUUCUGAAAUGGUUAACACCGUCAUGAUUUUGUAUGAAUGUCCUCUUCAGAGAAGAAAAAUUAGCCCAUGGAGUACUCAUUUUCAUAUCAGCAAGGAAACACUGAAGAAAAAAAGAUUACAAGUACAACGUGUAAUUGAUAAACUGAUGGAAAAUUACAGCCUUAUGAGGGAAAAGUCAGCCGGAGUACUGCCAGCUUUGUGUAUAACAAAAAAGAAUUGUCCCUUACUUGAUGAGCAUGACGAACUUGAUCAGACAGUUUGCAUUGCAGUGGCAGCAGAGGUUCUGGACUCUGUCACACAGUUGGAUACUAUAAAAGAUGUAGUGAUUCUGAUCCUGUUGAAUACGCUUGUUAAAGGAUUCUUGGGAAUUAAGCAUGUGGAAAUUCAAUGUCAGCCUGAUUCUACUGAACUUUCGCUGAAAGUUACUAUGUCAGAGAGUUGUUCACGUGGAAGGUUCUGGAGCACUCUCCAAGAUGCUUGUAUCCCAAUAAUGGAUUUGAUUGAUUGGAACAGUAGUCACCCAGAAAGUAUUUAUGACACAUUUACUGUAUAUGGCAUAGAUGCAGCCUGGAAAUACUUCUUAAAAUCUUUGAAGUCAGCAACAUCCGGUAUAGGUAGGCAUAUACAUCAGGAGCAGUUGGUUACUGUUGCUGACUGCUUCUCAGUAACUGGAGAAUUUCAUGGAUUAAGCACUAAAGGCUUAAAACAGCAAAGGAACCGUUUAUCCAUCUCAUCUCCUUUCUCUCAUGCUUGUUUUUCCAGUCCUGGAAAUAACUUUAUCAAUGCUGCAAAGAAAGGUUCAGUAGAUGAACUCUGUGGCAUCUUAGAUGCUGUCUCCUGGGGAAAAGAACCUCCUGUUGGAACUGGAGGACCGUUUGAAAUUAUCUUUUCGCAAAAGGUGCCUCAGCUUCAAAAAUCAGAGAGUAUCUACAAAGUAUUGCAUAAUCUUAAAGUUGAGGAACCUAAACCUGAGUCUGCUGUAGCUUGUAGAGCUUCAAAUCGAAGUAAUUCCAAAUGGAGAUUGAACAUUCCUACUUUUGCCAAUGGUCAUGCUGGCAAGAAAGACAAGUGGAAAUGUAAUUUCAACAAGGGGGCAACUCAAACGGAAGGCCGGCCCAAAAAGUUGGCUGUUCAAUCGGAGUUCCUAAUGAGAAAAGUUGGUUCAUGGGCCAGCAUCGUGGAUAUGUGUACCUCCUUGCGCGCAAUGCUACAUGAGUACCCAUACGAUGGUAUUGUCGGUGAAAAAGAUAAAUCAUCUCUCAUGGAAGCACUAAAAUAUCAUCCCAAAAGAGAUGAGAAGAUUGGAGUUGGGGUGCAAGAUAUUAAGAUUGGACACCACCCAACUCAUCGAUGUUCACGGUGCUUUAUCUUAGUGAGGAAGGAUGGAACAAUGGAUGAUUUCUCAUACCGCAAGUGUGUUGUUGGUGCUGCUAAGAUGCUCUCAACUGAGUUUGGAUCAAUAGUUGAGAAAAAACUUUAUCACACUCUAUAACUCAAAGCAUCAACAUUCAUGGGUUAAAUGUCAGACUGUACAUAGCGAUGGUUCAAAUCAGCACCAUUAAAUCAGAAAACCUCAGUAGACGAACUUACCACUGAGAUGCCUGGGCCGACAAUGCAGAGACGAAUUAUUUUUGGGUAAAAAACGUACAGGCCUUAUCUGAACUAUAGUCCAUAUGUCGAUAUGAAUACAUGAACUUCAAGAUUUUGAUUUUACUGCCUAACCUUUUGAAACGUUUGUUUUAACCAUUUUUGAAGGCUAUUACUCAGUGGUUUUUUUAACUUUUUUGAUGGAAUAUUCUAUAAUCUAACGUUUUUAUCCUGUUAAAUGAUGGGAUAUUCUCUAACUUUUUGACUAAACCAUCAAAUACUAACAGAACAUGACGGAGUGUUCUGAAAUCAAAAGUAACGAAAGGUAAGGUAGUAAAAUCAAAAUUUUUCAAGUCCAAGUGUCCAUUUGAAAUGUGCUAUAGUUCAGGCAAAGGUUUAUACAAUUGUAUCACAUUCUUUUGGUCCUUUCCCUAUCCCUCUUCAUUUUCUAAUUGUAUAAAGUUGAAAGUAGCGCUGGAGUAUUGAAUAGAUGAGAGGAAUUCUUGCAUUUAUUGGUCAUUGUGCUAUAUAGUUUUAUGUAUUGGAUAUUAUACAGACCAAAGCGAUAUAGCCUUUUAUGUGCACCAAUUUUGGUUAUUCACACAUGGUGCUCUAGAGGUGGAAUGUAAUAAGUACUCGGACUUUAAUAUAAAUCCAUAUAUGCUAUGGGGAAGCAAUUCUUUUUGACAAA
Ananas comosus (pineapple) is the source of this 5908-nucleotide messenger RNA. Its product is annotated as DNA-directed RNA polymerase IV subunit 1. Gene Ontology annotation, cellular component: RNA polymerase II, core complex. The transcript has 21 exons. Lineage: Eukaryota; Viridiplantae; Streptophyta; Magnoliopsida; Poales; Bromeliaceae. Bases 485 to 5122 code for a protein of 1545 amino acids. Gene Ontology annotation, biological process: DNA-templated transcription. Gene Ontology annotation, molecular function: DNA binding. The record is from RefSeq and is a predicted model, not a curated record.